Acyrthosiphon pisum (pea aphid) is the source of this 533-nucleotide messenger RNA. It is a transcript of the gene Sem1, whose product is annotated as Suppressor of exocyst mutations 1. Gene Ontology annotation, cellular component: proteasome complex; proteasome regulatory particle, lid subcomplex. Gene Ontology annotation, biological process: double-strand break repair via homologous recombination; mRNA export from nucleus; proteasome assembly. The record is from RefSeq and is a predicted model, not a curated record. The transcript has 3 exons. The coding region runs from base 192 to 434 and encodes 80 amino acids. Lineage: Eukaryota; Metazoa; Arthropoda; Insecta; Hemiptera; Aphididae.
GUUCGACUGUUCGAGUGUAAAACAAAAACAAAGAAGAAACUUCGGUAGUUCGGUUAUCUCAUUAUCUUCUGUAUAAUCAUAAAUUUGUGAACUCUCAAAAUCUGAAAAUCUCUGAAAAAGUGGUAACAUAGGUAGUUUAAUAAUUCUAAAUUCCUUUCAGACAAUUAUCCUGUUUUUCAUAAAUUAGCACAAUGGUUUAUUCUACCGAACCCAAAUCCGACGGUGACAAGCAAAAGAACACUUUGGACAUCGGUCUGUUGGAAGAAGACGAUGAAUUCGAAGAGUUCCCAGUGGAAGAGUGGACUAGCCAAGAUGAAGAAGAUAAAGAGGCUAAUGUUUGGGAAGAUAAUUGGGACGAUGACAAUGUCGAGGAUGAUUUCAGUGUUCAAUUGAGAGCUGAAUUCGAAAAGCAAAAUAUUCCUGCUACCUUUUAAGUCUACUGGUCCAUAAUGUGGUGUUUUUGUGUUAAAUACAUGUACAAACAAAAAUUAUAAAUUCAUACAACUAAUAUAGCGUUAUUACUAUUUUUAAUA